Messenger RNA from Acanthocheilonema viteae, 829 nucleotides. The record is from the annotation of a GenBank genome assembly. NCBI's taxonomy places the organism in Eukaryota, Metazoa, Nematoda, Chromadorea, Rhabditida, Onchocercidae.
AUGAAUUUGGUGAGUAAUGGAAGGAAAUUGAAAUCAAGUGAAGAUUUAGGCGUAGCGUACGCUGAUUUAGGUGCGCAAUAUAAUGCAGAAAAACGAUUGAUAUAUUAUAUGAAUUCGCUCAAAGAAAUAGAGAAAUGUGAGAAUAAAACAUGGAAGGAGAAUACAUUAAAAAGUACAAAAUUUCAUGAUACUAAGCAGUUGUACAUCGAAAUUCCAUUGUCCGUAAAUAAUCAUGAAAGUACAACUUCAUCAGAAAUGAUCCCAAACUUUUUCAACAAUCAAGAAUCAUUAUCGAAUUGUGAAUGUGCAAUGGUGAAACCAAUAAUUCAUAAAGAAAUGAAUUUAAUAGAUGCUAAUGCUAAUGAAAUGUUACCAUCGGAUAGAUCUUCACCGAUAAAUAUCGAUGAAAAUUUAAACUUAUGCUCUUUGACAACUUCCAAUGAUUGCUUAACAAAGUUAGAAGCUAUUCAAAAAUGGUACGAUAGUAAGCUUCUGGAAUGUGGCAUUAAACGAACUACCGAGAUGGAUAAGAAUUGGGAUAUCCCGGAAGAACAGAAUGAUUCAUAUUGCAGCACUUGGGAAUAUGAGAUGAAAUGGAAUGCCUCUAACGAUGCAACUGAAAGUUUGGAUGAGACUCGAGAUUCAGAGUCAUUUCUAUUACCGUUUGCCAGGUCUCGAGAACUGAUACCAGAAUAUCAGAUGGAUGAAAAAACUAAUUCGAAAGAUAGUAGAAUUUACAGCAAAGAAGAAUUCAAUGCUAACGAGGUUACCAGUCAAGAUUCAACGAAUUCAUCAGCAUCAGAAAAUGUCACCAAUGCUUUUUCUUCCG